UCUUCAAUUCAACAAAAUCCGCUCACUAUGCCACUUCUCAUCCUCCCAUCCCACCAGAUUUCUUCAACAUUCACAACAUAACCUUCUAGAUCUCAAUCCUUUCAUUUCCCCAUGGCCCAACUCUGUUUUCUCUGUUUCUUCUUCUUCUUCUUCCUCUUCUUCGCCGGCCCUGCCGCAUCUCAGCAGCUCUACUUCGCCGGAUUCCACGACUCCGCCGCCGUCGCUGCCAACUUAACCCUCACUGACAUCGCCAAGAUCGAGCAGAACGGAAUCUUAAAGCUCACGAACGACACCAGUCGAUUACAGGGCCAUGCCUUCUACAGCUCCCCUGUUCGCUUCAAAAACUCCUCCGACGGCAAAGCUUUUUCGUUCUCCACCGCUUUCGCCAUCGCCGUCGUCCCCGAGUACCCGACCCUCGGCGGCCAUGGCCUCGCCUUCACCAUUGCGCAGUCGAAGAACCUCCGUGGACUUCCCAGUCAGUAUUUGGGCCUUCUCAAUGCGACUGACGUUGGAAACUUCUCGAACCAUCUCUUCGCCGUGGAGUUUGACACCGUUCAAGAUUUCGAGUUCGGCGACAUCAACGACAACCACGUCGGAAUCAAUCUCAACAAUAUGGUCUCUAAUGCCUCCACCACCGCUUCCUAUUUCGUUGAUGAUGGACCCACCAAGCAAAACCUGACCCUAAAAAGUGGGAGGCCGAUUCAAGCUUGGAUCGAUUACAAUUCCGCUGUAAAUUCCCUGACGGUGGCGCUUUCUCCGUUCUCCAAUAAACCCAAGAAGCCGAUUCUGUCGUUUAAUGUAGAUCUCUCUCCGAUUCUUCACGAGUUUAUGUAUGUUGGGUUCUCCGCCUCGACUGGGCUUCUUGCAAGCUCUCACUUUGUGUUGGGAUGGAGUUUCAGUAUGAAUGGACCAGCCCAAUCCCUGGAUCUUUCUUCUUUGCCUUCUGUUCCUGGUCCGAAGAAGAAGCACACUGCCUUUACAAUUGGGGUUUCUGUUGGGGCCGUUUUGAUUGUAGCAAUUGCUAUUGGCGUUGCUGUUUUUAUCACAUGGAAGAUAAAAAACGCGGACAUAAUCGAGGCCUGGGAGCUUGAAAUCGGCCCUCAUCGGUACUCUUACAAGGAGCUCAAGCAGGCGACUAAACGAUUUAGGGACAAAGAGCUUCUAGGGCGCGGUGGGUUUGGGAAAGUUUAUAAAGGGACUUUGCGGAAAUCGAAAACCGUAGUGGCUGUGAAGCGAAUCUCUCAUGAAUCGAAACAGGGCCUGAGGGAAUUUGUGUCGGAAAUCGCUAGCAUUGGCCGGCUUCGACACCGGAACUUGGUUCAGUUGCUGGGAUGGUGUCGCCGCCGUGGGGAUCUGCUUCUGGUUUAUGAAUUUAUGGCUAAUGGGAGCUUGGAUAGCUACAUUUUCGACGAGCCGGAAGCGGUUCUGAGUUGGGAACAGAGAUUCAGAAUCAUUAAGGGCGUCGCCUCUGGUUUGCUGUACUUGCACGAAGGCUACGAGCAGGUGGUGAUUCAUAGAGAUGUGAAGGCCAGUAAUGUCCUUCUCGACAGCGAGAUGAAUGGAAAGCUCGGCGAUUUCGGCCUGGCUCGGCUAUACGAACACGGGGCGAACCCGAGCACGACUCGGGUGGUGGGAACUCUGGGAUAUCUGGCGCCGGAGCUACACAGAACAGGGAAAGCCACGACUAGCUCAGAUGUGUACGCCUUCGGCGCACUUGUGCUGGAAGUGGCCUGCGGACGUCGACCGAUCGACCCAAAAUCUCGGUCGGAGGAGCUGGUACUGGUGGAUUGGGUGUGGGAGAAUUACAGGGAAGGGAGAUUAAUGGAAGUAAUGGAUCCAAAACUGAAAGGGGAUUACAAUGCGGUGGAGGCAGUGAUGAUAUUGAAAUUGGGGUUGUUCUGUUCGAACGAUUCGGCGGCGGGGCGGCCGAGUAUGAGGCAGGUGGUGCGGUAUUUGGAGGGGGAGAAUGGAGUGCCGGAGGAGAUAUCGGCACCGAAAGUGGUGGAGGGAGGGAAGAACGGGGAAGGGUUCGAUGAUUUUGUGAAUUCGUUUGCUUCAACAUGCUCGUAUUCGCGUACCGGAAAUGAUAAUAAUAAUAUGGAUACGGAUAUGAGUUUCGCUUCAUUUUCCACUUCUCCUCUUUCGCUUCUCAAUGGCAGAGACUGAGUGAGAGUUGUAAGAUUUGGGUUUUGUUUCCAUAUACAGAUGACUGCCGAAUUUGGGUGUUUAUGGGCUCCUCAGCCUUCUUAUUCCCAUCCUCAUAACUCAUAUGUUUCAAGGUUAAUGAGUUCUCAUUUUCACUUUCUACACACAAUUUUAAUGAUUCAUCUUAAUUUAAGAUGUACGAGAGAGAAGACUCUCAGUAAACCAAGUUUGACUUUUAGCU
Messenger RNA from Cucurbita maxima (winter squash), 2386 nucleotides. RefSeq names its product L-type lectin-domain containing receptor kinase S.4-like. The transcript is spliced from 2 exons. NCBI's taxonomy places the organism in Eukaryota, Viridiplantae, Streptophyta, Magnoliopsida, Cucurbitales, Cucurbitaceae. Gene Ontology annotation, molecular function: carbohydrate binding; protein kinase activity; ATP binding. Gene Ontology annotation, biological process: protein phosphorylation. The record is from RefSeq and is a predicted model, not a curated record. Gene Ontology annotation, cellular component: plasma membrane. The coding region runs from base 112 to 2166 and encodes 684 amino acids.